Molecule: messenger RNA, 5302 nt
Organism: Pararge aegeria (speckled wood butterfly)
Lineage: Eukaryota; Metazoa; Arthropoda; Insecta; Lepidoptera; Nymphalidae
Exons: 7
Coding region: 170-3397 (1075 amino acids)
Biological process (GO): regulation of autophagosome maturation; activation of GTPase activity
Cellular component (GO): autophagosome
Molecular function (GO): GTPase activator activity
Source: RefSeq, a predicted model, not a curated record
UUGUUGAUCAAUUGAAUUCAUUUUUCUAUGUGUAAUAAAGAAGCAGUAGUAAAUAUUGCCUCGAAGUGAUACAAAUUAUUUUUCUGCAUGUAUUCAGAUAAAAAUGGGUAUUUAAUUUCAUGAAAUCGUAAACAAGAAUAGACAGCAGUUUCGAUAGUAAUGUGAAAAUAUGUUUGGCUACAGCAAAGAAGCAGUUCGGGUGAAAGUCAAGAAAUGUGAAGGGAAACUGCAACCCGAAUUGAGGAAGUUUUCAGUGGACCCCCAGAUAACUUCCCUGGAAGUAUUACAAAGCAUUUUAGUGAAAGCUUUUGAUAUUAAAUCUGACUUCACUCUCUCAUACAGAACUGUUGAUGAUUAUGGACAAGAGAUUUAUUUGCCUUUACUGUCCGAUUGGGAUUUGGAUGCUGCUUUUCUCAAGGCUCAUAAUAUAGCUCAAACUCAAAGAUCGGAACCAUGUGUGCAGCUGAAAGUAGAUAUGAGACCUUUUGCUGAGGCUUCUGAAGACUGGGAGCCACCUACUAUUCCAUCUGCCCCUGUCAGCCAGAACAACAAAGAACAACCCACAGUGUAUCAACCAGUACAAGUUGAAAAGCAGGAAACACAGAGUGGUUUUCAGGGGCUAAUUAUGAACCAGGUUGAAAAAACAUUUAACAUGUUUUCUAGAGCACUUAAUCUCUAUGACGAUCCUAAUACUCCACCUCGGCCACCACUAAGUGACAUUGAAUUCAGAGCAUUCUUAGAUGCAGUUGGACAAAUUAACAACACAUCUAAACUGAGAGAAGUUAUAUAUUGUGGUGGCAUUGAACCCAGUUUACGUAAAGUUGUCUGGAAGCAUAUUUUAAAUGUUUACCCCGAUGGAAUGACCGGUAAAGAAAGAAUGGAUUAUAUUAAAAAGAAAGCGAAUGAGUAUUAUGCUCUAAGAACCCAAUGGAAAGACUGCAUACAAAAGGGGAUGGUUAACGCAGACUUGGCCUACGUGACAAGUAUGGUUCGCAAAGAUGUACUUCGAACUGAUCGUCACCACAAUUUCUAUGCUGGAAGUGACGACAACCAAAACAUAGCGUCACUUUUUAAUAUUCUGACAACGUAUGCGUUAUACCAUCCUACAGUGAGCUACUGUCAAGGUAUGUCCGAUUUAGCAUCUCCUUUACUUGUGACAAUGGGCGAUGAAGCUCAUGCCUAUAUUUGUCUUUGUGCUCUUAUGAGUAGGUUGUAUCCCAACUUUCUACUUGACGGUGAAGCUAUGACAGUGAAAUUUACUCAUUUGACAGAGUCUCUCCAAGUGUACGAUCCAGACUUCUACAACUAUUUGAAGUCUCAGCAAGCCGACGAUCUCUUGUUUUGCUACAGAUGGUUGCUUUUAGAAAUGAAACGCGAAUUCGCCUUCGAGGACGCCCUCAGAAUGCUAGAAGUGCUCUGGGCUUCAUUACCACAGAAAACUCCGACUAUCGAAUUGUCCUUAAAGGAGAAGGACUUCGAUUCUACAGUCGAAGUAGAUAUUGAUCCUCCUCCUCUAAGCCCCUUAAUGAAAGCACCCCGAGAGAACGCAUACACGAAAUUGUGCGCGAUAAGACGACGAAGUUCGAGUUUUAGCUUGGCCAACGUUAAAGCGCCGAAACUCGCCACUACGAAACAAACAAACCACAGUUUAGACGAAAAUGCCACGCGUAAAGUUUUAAAUAGUUCUUCUUUAAAACACGCCAAGGAAUUCCAAAGCUUAGACGAUGCAGUUUUACACAGAAAUAAAGUGUCAAAUGAAAACGUUGCCGACAAAAGUACAGAAACUACAAUGGGGGCAUCGAAAGAUCCUAAAGUCAUUCCCAGAAGAGGGAUGAAAAGUGUUCCGGAACAUGGAAAAGUUUUAGAUGUUCCAGAAUCAACGGCAUCGGCUUGGUCCAGUACAGGAAACUUGUCCAAUGGAACCUCACACGCUGAAACAAAUGAUACGCCAUUGGGAAGUCAAAUUAGGCUAUUGAGAGACAAAAUAUCUGUUCACAAUAACAAAUUCUUUUCUUCCUUAGACACUUUAGACGAUUCCACGAGUUCAGAUUCUAACAAACCGAAAGUUAGAAUGAUUAAGAAUCUUAAUGAAUUCCUGAAUUUUGCUACGGGAACUAAAACUGGUAUGGUUAAACAAGAAAAGUUGCAGCGGACUCAUUCGGCUAUUGAGCGAACUCGUUCCAAAGAAUGUCCCAAAAUAACUUUAACCAAAACAUCAUAUGACGAAAAUGAUUUGACAUCGGCAAGUUUAAAAAAUCAAGGAAUCAAUAAAGUUAGUAAAAUGAGUUUCGAUACUAACGAUGGCAGCAGUCCAGAUGACUCCCAAGAAUAUUAUCCCAUGACGACUUCCAUGACGAGAGAAUUAAGACUGGAACUAGAACAUUUAGACCGCCAAGUGUUUGGCCCUUCUUAUGUUAACCGAUGCAGUAUGAUAUGCGAUUCACCAUCAGAUUCUACCAGUACUGAAGAAAAACCGGCAGCAACUUACACCAAAACGAAAGCAGAUUGUAUAGCAACUGAUGCACUGGAAAUACAGAACGAAGUAACCGAAUCUGUAGAAACAAUUAAAAGAUCACCUUUACUCGAAACUAUAAAAUCGAAUGCUAGAAGUGCCGAGGACAUAUAUCUGUGGGAAAACCCACUGCAUAGAAACACUCCAACCACUAGAACUACUGCGAGUUGUCCUCAGACACCUGACGAACAAGCUGAUUUGGAUUUCGAUGGCGACACGGGUGAAAUAUUCGAGGAACAUUCUGGUAAAAAAUCCAUAACACCAAUAAGGCUUUUGAGAAAAAACCACUCAUUGGAACCCCCGGAACCGUUAAAAAACAUAAGGCAUUCCAACACACAUUCCAGCGAAUCGGAUUCUUCCGAGAAGGACCAUGUAGAAUCGAUCGACACGCCUACACUUAUCCAUAAUCAACAGGAGCUUAAUUUAAAAUCCCACAAAUUUUUCUCAAACAUGUCCCAAGAGUUAGAGAACGCGAAGAGGAAUUGUGAAUCCAUUCUUAAUGUCAAACAGUCGAACUUGCAGAGUGUAGCAUCAACAAUAAACAAUUUCCAGAAAAAAUACGAGGUUUUCAAACCGCCUGUGCAAAAGAGUACGAGUGUACCGUCGGUCGGUACUGAAAGCUCUGCUAAAAAUUGUAUCAGCAGUCUACCUCCGCCGACAGUGUUUGGUGGCGGGAAUCCAUUUUUGAUGUAUUUAUGCCUGACAGUAUUGUUGCAACACAGAGAUUAUAUUAUGAGAAAUCGCAUGGACUACAACGAGUUGGCGAUGCAUUUCGACAAAAUGGUACGUAAGCAUAACGUGAACAGGGUAUUGAAUCAAGCGCGGCAAAUGUACGCUCUUUAUUUGAAGCAACAAGCACACAAGACUGGUGAUGUUACUACUUGAAGUAAUUUUUCUUUAGUGACAGCAAAGAUCUCCAAUAAAUUCAUUUUAUUGCUCACAAUUUAUUAAUUAUAAGCUUACGUAUAAGUUUAAAAUUACUGCGUCGAGUAGAUUGUAUUUAAAUGAACCCGAUAUCUAUGCAUUUCAGAGAGAUAAUAUCGAUUAAAUAAUAUGGUGUAUGUGAUGUCCUUUAAUGUAUUAAUAACAGAGGCCUUAAUUAAGUCUUUUAGUGUAUAUUUUAAGAAUGAGACGGUUAGGAAAAUAAUCCUGGGUAUUUGGCAACGCAUUUUUUUCAUGCCUUUAUUAGAUUUGACUGUAAUAAAAUAUUGUGUUCAGAAAUCCUCUUAAUUAUAGUUGUAUUUUAUUGUUACGUUAAAGCUACUGAGCAUGAAGUGUUCAACGAUGCAAUACAUUCAUAUAAAUUUAACCUUGGCACACUUGGCCGUUUGUAGUAGUUGCUUCGAUGACGAAUUUAUUUUAUUUCAAUAAAUAGAGAGAUAGACCGAUAGCUAGGCGGGUCGCGAAAAAUAUUAAAAUGUUUACGUUUAGCUUUGACUUAUUUUACUACUUUUUAUUUUACGCGCAAAAAUUUUCGAAUAUAAUGAUAAAAUAACUUUCCUUAUUUUUUAUUCCAAUGAUCAGGGUUGGACGCCUAUUGUGAUAUUAUUUUAAUUUAGUAUUACGAGUAUAUAGCUUACGGGCAUAACUUGGCGUUUUUAUUUUAUGUCUAUAACAUUAUGAAUUUUAAAUCUUGUGUGGGUGAUAAAGAUAAUAAAUGCACAAUGCUCCAAAGUUAAUGUUUAAUGAAUAAUGUGAGAUUGUAUGUUACAAAAUUUAAAUAAGAUUUGCUUCUUUAAAAUCAAUUAAUUCAUUACCAUUAAUAACAAUCAAUCGCUGACGUCAACACUGGACUGACUGUUCAUAGACAAUAUAGUGUUUUUUGUCAUUGAUAAUUUAGUUCCUUGGACUCAUAUUGCAGCUUCAAUCUAUAACCAAAGAGACAGAGACCAAAACAAACACCAUAACUGAAGUCAGUAAUAAGAGAGGUCAGUGCAAUCUAUACAAUUAGGUAACCCUCACUAUUUCUGCGGAUGUUUUUCAAUGAUACUACAUUUAUAUCUAUACUGUAUUUUUUUUAUUUAACAAUAUUUUAAUUACUAUUUUGAUAUGGGUAAGGCUACGGCUUCCCUUUUCGGGGAAACGCGUUUGAUCCCCAGCACGCACGCACCUUUGACCUUUGGAUAAAUGGGCGUUUUUUUUUUUGUUUGAACAAUAUGCUUCAACGGCGAAGACAAAACCUGCAUGCCUGAGAGGUCUCCACAAUAUUCUCAAGGGCCUGUGAAGUCUACCAAUCCGCACUUGGGCAGCUUGUUGGACUACGGUCUUAACCAUUCUUAUUCUGAUACGAUCCCCGUGUCCGGUAAUUCGUUUAUGUUUAAAAAACAAAUAAAAUAUAAAUAAAUCUUCAGUUAUUUAAUACAUAGGAAGUAUUACAUCGUUUUUAGAUUUCUCGAGCCCUUAGCCUUGUCACUUUGUCUUCGUUCUGGUAUUAUGUCUGUAUUUACGACUUAAAAGUAAAAAAAUAUUGUUAAAAAAGGAAAAAUUUAGUAUUUAGUAUUAAUCCUUUAAAUAAGCUUAUUUAUAAGCUUUAAAUUAUAGAUUGCGGCUGUAAAAAAUCAUUCGAACGUAGUACCAUAAUGAACUCAUUAUGUACUACCGAUUUUAUUAAUAGUUGUUCAAAAACUGUUCUAUCCCUUAAGUCGCGGCCGUAAAGCCUAAUUUAAACCGUGUUUAUCCACUACCUUUCUGUGGAAGUCCCUAAAUCGGUCCAGCCGUAUUGGUGAGCCGUUUCGAUUAAACAGACAGACAGACAGACAAAUAGUAUAUGCAUUUAGUAAAAAGCUGUAA